Molecule: messenger RNA, 5325 nt
Organism: Oncorhynchus gorbuscha (pink salmon)
Lineage: Eukaryota; Metazoa; Chordata; Actinopteri; Salmoniformes; Salmonidae
Product: serine-rich adhesin for platelets-like
Exons: 17
Coding region: 126-5261 (1711 amino acids)
Source: RefSeq, a predicted model, not a curated record
ACAGCAACCAAUGUUUUUGCAGGGUGCAAGUAUUUUGUUUUUUUUGUCCUCAAAUGGAAGGAUUAAAUGGUUACAUGUACUUAUCAAAAUAACUAGCGGAACGCAUUAAUACAGGCAGCACAAGCAUGUGUAAAGGUGCUGGUAAGCAGACCAACCCUCACCCUCUGGACCUGCCCAUCCGAGGAAAGAUCCCUGUUGUUUCUGGGGUGCCCAAUGUCUACCACACAACCCGGCUCUGUGAGAGGUUGUUCCAGCCGAAGAGUGACUUUGACCUCACGGACCCCAACGGCUACCUGUUGAGCUCUGAGUACAGCAGUCUCCAUGACCCCAACCUCAGGAAGUACCUGCACCGCAAAGACAUCCACCAACGCCUCCUUAACCUGGGCUUCAUCACCAAGGAUGAGAAAAUUAUCUGUUCAGUCAAAGAGUUGAACCGCUAUAGAGAUCACCUGGCGGAUGUGGAGUUGGACUGGGGUCGGAGAUUCAGGACUGAACAGAAAGAGUCCGUGCGUAAGUUCCUGACCCUCCAGCAGCAGGGUCAGAUCCCUGAACACGUGACUCUAUCUGAUGUCACAGAGUGGUUACUGCACAGGGGAAGGAGCCUCUUCAGGAAGAGACAGCAGUCCAAAAGGGCCAGAAAGUUCCCUUCCAAGUAUGGGCUGGAGGAGGACUGUUAUCUUGCUAGACUGCCCAGUAUUGCUAUGGCGGGCAACAUGGUAGAUCUAGACUGCUGCUCCAGCCCCACCUGCAGGUCGGAACUGUUGUGGAAUGCUAAGGGCCGUGCGUUGCUGCAGGAGGUCAGCAAGGAGGUGAAGAGGGAGAUGAGGCUGGAGCAACGUUGGGUCACAAGCCAACAGGAAAAAGAGAAAAUGAAACGGGAGAGACAACAGAAGAGACGUCUCAAAGGCAGGAAGAAAGAUUCUCCAACCAAGACAGAUUCACAAGACAACCUAGAGAGCAUGGACAACAUCCUGAUAUCGGUAUCAAAUCCUGACAACAACCAAUUCGACCCCUCUGAUCAUCACUCCUUACCUUCUCCAGUGGAACAGAAAUGUGACGUAACGAGAAAACUCUCGGCUCUGUGUCACAACAUGGUCGAAGCAGUGAAUCAGAAGUCCAUCAUCUCUGCCCACAACCUCUUUGCUGAGGGACCAGGGCUGGUUGACUCUGUCUCCUCCACCUUGGUGACCUGUAGCAGUCUGAUUGGACAAGCUGGCUCCCUUCAGUCCAUCACCCAGCAACUGUCUGAAAUAGAACAGAGGCUACUGAAGGAGCAUUUUAAAGGAACUAUCACCACUGAGGACCUACACACCAUCAUACACAGUGUGGUGGUGACCGUAGUGGAGGAGGUCAACGGGAUCCUCAUCCCAGCCAUCAUGGCCUUCGAGUAUGAGCGCCUAACAGGCUCCGUCAGCUCCAGUGACAUACCCAGCAGCGACGUACCCACCUACAGCAGCCCCUCCUCCUCGGACUACUACCGGACAUCCUCCUUCAGCACUAGCCUGCAGUCCUCCUCCCCUCAGAUAGGGCUGUCCAGCCCUACGCCUACACCUCCCAUCAUGCCGUUCAAACCUACCACCGGAGUCAUCAGACAGAGGACAUUGACCGUGAGCUUUCCUGAAGAGGCUGAUCGAGAGUCUGAGAGAGAAACUGAGGGAGAGGCAUCUCUCUCAGUGGACCAGGCUGCCUCCAGUAGCCCAAGCCCUUCUGAAAACCAAUCCUCGCCUUUGGAGACAAGUCCUCUGUGCUUGAGGUCUUCAGGAACCAGUUUUGAAUCUGCUGGAACCCAUUUGGAAUCUUCUGGAUCCAGUCUGGGGUCUUUAGGAACCGACCUGCUGGUGAAGGUCGAGGCCGUUAUUCAGGAGGUGAUAAGGGGAGCCGUAGAUAAACUAGAGACCGAGAGGAACAACAGGCACAGAAGAAGGGUGAGAAACAUGAGUCCUGAGGAAAAGACUGAGAGUUUCUCCAAGAGUACUGAGGCUGCAUCAAGAGAGAGUAGUGGUGAGAGGAGAGUCAGGGGAGUGGGGAGCAAUGGUAAGAAGGUGGAGACUGUUGCAGAUAGAGUGGCAAAGACAGAAGUGUCGACUAUUGCAGACACAACAGCCAGGACUCAACUUCUGACUAUUGAAGAUACAACGGCUAAACUGGAGAUAAAGAAAGUCGAGAUUAUUGCUGAUGUGAUACCCAAGACUGCAAGUAAGGUGGUGGCCACUACGAUGGAAAAGGUGGAGGCUAAGGAAGGGGAUACUCUUGCAGAUGUGAUGGCAAGGACUGAAUUUACAGAGGUGCCAAUUAUUGCAGGUACAACUGCCAAGAAUGAAGUUCGGGAAGUGGAGACUAUUGCAGAUGUAACGGAAAAUACCAAAAUUAAGGAAGUAGUUGAGGUUAACAAGAGGGACACCCAAGAGGCAAAGGUAAAGGCUAGUUUUGAGACAGAGGUCGAGCUGACUAAAAGGUUGGACAUUGACACGAAAACGGAAGAAGAAGCCAAUGCUGAGAUGAACCCAGAUGAACAAGACAAUACCAUAUCGGAGAAUAACAACAGAUGCUUUGAGCUUAUUCUAACAGCUAGAGAGGCCAAGAUAGAUGAGAAAAUAGAAUGCAAGGUAGAACUCAGGGAUGAGAAUAUUGGUGCAAAGAAUGAAACUAUGGAUGCAAAGGAUUCUGUUGAGAAUGCACAUGCUGAGAAAAGUGAACACAGCCACGUAAGCCCUGAGCUAUUUCAGUCAUCAUCAGACAAUGAUGAAGGUGGUCCUUCGAUGUUCCCCAUGACCAGCAUGUUGAAGAGCGCUGCCCUGUCCUCGGACCAGGUUGAUGAGAUCCUAGACAAGGUGAUCGAUGUUCUGACUGGGGAGGGCCACAAGUUCAUCUUCUCAGAGUACAGGCCAAGUAUGACCUCAAGCCCAGACUCCACGGUGUGUAUUGCCUCAAGCCCAGAAUCUAGACCAGGUCUUACCUCUACUCCAGUGGACAGAACAAGCAGUUCCUCCAUCCCUGAGGCCAGGCCAAGCAGUUCCUCCAUCCCUGAGGCCAGGCCAAGCAGUUCCUCCAUCCCUGAGGGCAGGCCAAGCAGUCCCUCCAUCCCCGAGGCCAGACCAAGCAGUUACUCCAUCCCUGAGGUCAGGCCAAGCAGUUCCUCCAUCUCUGAGGGCAGACCAAGCAGUUCCUCCAUCCCUGAGGCCAGGCCAAGCAGUUCUUCUGCCACUCCAGGGUCUAGCCCCAGCAGUGAGUCUCUGUGCUGCAUGUCCAGCGGCCACAAUCAGGAGAUCAAUGUCCAACUCCCAUCUGACCCAUCUGGUAAGCUCCUAGGAGGCCAGGCCAGCACCCCGAGGCCUCAAAACCCACUGAUGCUCAGUGAAGGGGAUCUGUCAGACAGGGAGCUAAUGCCCUAUGCCAACAGCAUUAUCAACAUUAUCAUGCAGAAGAUGCACCAUGACGAUGACCUCUACGAGUCCGUGGGUGGCCAGAAACCACUGUCCCCAAGAAGGCGAUCACGCUCAGCUCUUCUGUCACAAUACUCUCCUCAGGACAACUCUGAGAUCUCUGUGCUUUACAUCUCCAAGAGGGCUGAUCGGAAAUCACUGAAGUCAGUUGAUCCGAAGGCCCUGAGAGUAGUCAGGUGGGUGCUGCAGACCAUCCAUAGACGCCAUGGGUGGCUGGGUCAGGCUAACGAUCACAGCAGACAGGCCAAAGAAAGCUUGCUGCUCUGUGAUGUCAUCCAGGUCCUGCUUGAGAAGCUCGACCACAAGAUGGCCACUACUGGAGAUCUACAGGUGGCACCUACCCAAACAUAUGCCCUACAUACUGACGACCGCUUCAAGACGAAGUUGCAGGAGGCUACAGUUGAACCCAUCAGCGAUAUCAUCGGACAUCUGUCCAUCAACCUGCUGAGGUCCGAGUCUUGCUUCGUGCCGAAGAAGAGAUGGUCGUCGUCAAGCACCCGGGCUAAGAGCGUCUCAAUGACCAACCUGGGGAGCCGAGCUGCGGCUUCGGCUGUGGCCAUGGACAUCAGCUCCAAUGUGGUUGAGAAGCUCAAAGAGGCCUCAGGUAGCAGCAAGACCACCUGCUCGAUGACUAGCCUUCGGGACGUUGUCCGAGCCAUGGCCGUCAGCCAACCAGAGCUCAGCCAGCAGGCCACCUCAUGUGGGUCAAAAAUUCACAAUGUUUACAGGGAGGUUCUGGAGAUCGUUGUGACCAAGCUGAGGAGUUUUGUCACCAAAGGGGGAUCAUUUCACAAGCCCACAGAGCACUUAGCGCAGAAGAUGGCAGAGAGCUGCCUCGAGGUAGAAUGUGCUUUCAUGGAGAUUCUGCAGACACUUAAGAGUCACGGAACAGGCGAUGAGGCAUGCAGCGCCUGGGCAGUUGACUGCAUGUCCACGACUAUCUCUGACACCAUGUUUAAACGUGUGACUGAGGGGGGCCAUCCUCCUCAUGUCUCUGGGGCAACGGUCACAAACUGUGGUCCAAUCAGAAUCAGUGAUGUUAACCAGAAGCGGCCUAUCAAGAUCAAGGCUAGAAUGUCCAGGUCCUCCGUGAACCUCCUACAAACCACUGUGGAAAAGUUUGUGCAUAAGCUGACGGGUGAGCGGGUGUCCAUCCCAGAACUAGGAGAAGGAAUGUCUACUUCUACCAGUCCCCAGCAAGGAAAGGAUCCUGAGAACCUACGUAGGCCACAGAGUGUUCAGAGGAGAUUCACUACUGAGCCUCCCUCCGAGCUCUCGCCACGGAGCCAACUGAAACGGGAGGAGCUAAUUAGUAUGCUGUGUGCAUUGAUGAGCAAAUCCAUCAUUAGCUCCUUGUCUUUGGAUAGAGCUUUUCAGGUUCCAGUUGACGCAGUCUCGGAUACAAAGGAAAGCAAAGCUUCUGCUGUGAAGCUGGGUAGGAAUACCAGCACACUGGUGCCAACGCCCCCUCCUCGCCCCACCCACACGGAUAAUAAGCCUGUCCAAGAGGACAGCAGGAGGAGAAUCCGACCUCUCCGUACUCUUCAGGCUGCCAAGAGGGUGGUCAGCUCCAUGGACUUGGGCAUUUCCCGGACCACUAGUAGAAGCAGUGGGGUGGUAGGUCAGCUGGCGUGUCCAGCCAAAAGCAACAACAGUCUCUUCAGCGAGCCGCCAAGCACCUCUGCAGCCAGUUCAAACACAUCCCUAGUAGCCUCUGAGAUCACUGAGAAUUUGGUGUGUCAGCUCCUCCAGGGUGAUUCUCCAGACUUCGUGUCAUCCAGCAACCACACCACCCCCAGAGGAACAACAUUCAACUAAUGGAACUGCAGAAACAUCGUUUUCUAAAUAUCUAGGCUUAAUAAAAAAUAAUUUUGCGAUGACA